CGGAGGGCGUGGGCCGGGGGCGGGGCGAGCCCCUCGGCGGGGUGCCGUGCGGGGGGAGCCGCGGGAGUCGGGCUGCGGGAGGCGGCGGGGAGGAAGUGAUCGCUCCCGGAGGAGGCGAGCCGCGCGGCGGGCGCAGCGUGAGACAGCACAUCCUGCCCGCGCCCCGGGAGCCGCCGCCGUUCCGCCCUGCCGCAGCCCGGCAGCCACCGCCUCCGCCCUGGAGCCCCGCACGGCCGCGCCGCGCAGCCAGGAAACCAAAAUGUCUGACAAAAGUGACUUAAAAGCUGAACUGGAGCGCAAAAAACAGCGCUUAGCCCAGAUAAGAGAAGAGAAGAAGAGAAAGGAAGAAGAGAGGAAAAAGAAAGAGGCUGAUAUGCAGCAGAAAAAAGAACCUGUUCAGGAUGAUUCUGAUCUGGAUCGCAAACGUCGGGAGACAGAAGCCCUGCUUCAAAGUAUUGGUAUAUCACCUGAGCCACCUCUAGUCCCAACCCCUAUGUCUCCCUCCUCGAAAUCAGUGAGCACUCCCAGUGAAGCUGGAAGCCAAGAUUCAGGCGAUCUAGGACCGUUAACAAGGACCCUUCAGUGGGACACAGACCCCUCAGUGCUCCAGCUGCAGUCAGACUCAGAACUUGGGCGAAGACUGCAUAAAUUGGGUGUGUCGAAGGUUACUCAAGUGGAUUUCCUGCCCAGGGAAGUAGUGUCCUACUCCAAAGAGACGCAGACUCCUCUGGCCACGCAUCAUUCUGAAGAGGAUGAGGAAGAUGAUGAAAUGGUAGAGCCAAAAGUUGGUCAUGACUCUGAACUGGAAAAUCAAGACAAAAAACAGGAGGUGAAGGAAGCCCCUCCAAGGGAGCUGACGGAAGAAGAAAAGCAGCAGAUCCUUCAUUCAGAGGAAUUCCUCAUCUUUUUUGAUCGGACAAUAAGGGUAAUUGAAAGAGCGCUGGCAGAAGACUCUGAUAUCUUCUUUGACUACAGCGGUCGAGAAUUGGAGGAAAAAGAUGGAGAUGUCCAGGCUGGAUCCAACCUUUCGUUCAAUCGUCAGUUCUAUGAUGAGCAUUGGUCCAAGCACCGAGUAGUCACUUGUAUGGACUGGUCUCUCCAGUACCCGGAGCUGAUGGUUGCUUCCUACAAUAACAAUGAGGAUGCUCCCCAUGAACCAGACGGAGUAGCCUUGGUUUGGAACAUGAAAUUUAAGAAAACCACACCAGAAUAUGUCUUCCACUGUCAGUCCUCUGUGAUGUCAGUCUGCUUUGCUCGUUUCCAUCCCAACCUGGUCGUUGGUGGGACUUAUUCAGGCCAAAUUGUCUUGUGGGACAAUCGCAGUCAUCGAAGGACACCAGUGCAGCGGACACCACUGUCAGCCGCUGCACACACGCAUCCUGUGUACUGUGUAAAUGUUGUUGGGACCCAGAAUGCUCACAACCUCAUCACUGUAUCCACUGAUGGUAAAAUGUGUUCUUGGAGUCUGGACAUGCUCUCUACUCCACAGGAGAGCAUGGAGCUGGUAUACAAUAAGUCCAAACCUGUGGCUGUUACCGGAAUGGCUUUCCCGACAGGAGACGUCAAUAACUUCGUGGUUGGCAGUGAGGAGGGUAUAGUCUACACGGCCUGUCGUCAUGGAAGCAAAGCAGGGAUUGGCGAAGUCUUUGAAGGUCAUCAAGGGCCAGUGACAGGAAUUAACUGCCAUAUGGCAGUGGGGCCUAUCGACUUUUCACACCUGUUUGUCACAUCAUCAUUUGACUGGACUGUCAAACUGUGGACAACAAAGCACAACAAGCCGCUCUACUCCUUUGAAGACAAUGCAGACUAUGUGUACGAUGUCAUGUGGUCCCCCGUGCAUCCCGCGCUCUUUGCCUGCGUGGACGGGAUGGGGCGCUUGGACCUCUGGAACCUCAACAAUGACACCGAGGUUCCAACAGCGAGUGUGGCCAUUGAGGGGGCAUCUGCCCUAAACCGUGUUCGUUGGGCUCAGGCUGGCAAAGAAGUGGCUGUUGGGGACUCGGAAGGCCGUAUUUGGAUCUACGAUGUUGGAGAGCUUGCCGUUCCCCACAAUGAUGAAUGGACCCGGUUUGCCAGAACCCUUGUGGAGAUCCGUGCUAACCGAGCUGAUAGUGAAGAAGAAGGCACAGUGGAAUUAUCUGCCUAGUGAAAAUGGGCUGCCAUCAUCCCAGUUCCCACCGUCACAUUCUAGAGCUCAGUGUCUGCAUUCUAGUUUGCUCAUCUUCAGUGUCCAUUCAGUAUCGGUAUUGCCAAUAUCCACAGUUUGGGUGCUAUGCUGUGCCAGCUAUGCUCAAGUACUAUGAAUGUUGUAUCUCACCCUGCUCUCCACUGACCUGAAAUUCACCAGAGCACUUCUCUCUUUAUAUUUCUGUCUCAAAAGUUGAGGGGGUCGGGUCGGAGGGAGAAGCCUUUAUGGAUUUAGUUGUUGCUUUUUUAACUACUUAGUAGCUGUAUUUAAUAGCUGGAAACCUCUGGUUAAAUUUGUGCUUACAUGCACUUCUGGCAUAGUCCUAUUAAAUCCAUAUGAAGCCAGAUAUGAUUAGGUGCAGAUGUGGUGUGCUUCAUGAUAUGGUACAGGGCCAAAGACUUGAGAUGUGGUGUUUUACAUGGUGACUCACAUUAUGAAUGGAUUUACUAGAAGAACAUUGCUGCUCCUUAUUUACUGUGGUGUGCUGCAUGGAACAUAUUUAUUUGAAAGCAUUAAAAUAAACGAUCUUAGAGCAUGUGCAUAAUGAGAGGACUGUAUUGUCUCUCUGCUGCUGUUGAGGUUACAUUAAGUUCCAAAUAACAAUUACAGUAUGUUGGUUCCACUGAAGACAUGAAAUCAUUAGAGAUUUGUUACAGUGAACAGAAUGAAUUUUAAUGCUUAUUAUUUCUAGGUAGUUUAACAAUAUUUCAAAUAUAGCUGAUGGCUGAUACUUGUCAUUCAAGAUAACACAGUCCAACCUGAGUCUGUGGUUCCUAAAUAUGACAUCAGUGUUGCCAGUAUGUUUCAAACCAGGUCUGUACCACCAUAACAUCCUUUCCUUGGGGAAAGCUUUACUAGAAUUUCAUUGCAACAAGUUGAUGGGGAAGAUGUAGUUGGACCACAUUAAAGAAUGAUAAUGAAUUUAUAAGCAAUGGACCUGACUAGACUUAAACCAAGAUUCCUGGUUUUAUUUUUAUGAGGGAAUGUGUGUGGUUUUGGAAAAAGUAUUUCUUUAUCUCCAUCAGGGAUACUUUUGCAUAAAGACUAUCUUAAAUGCUGGAGUAAGAGAAAUAGUUGAAGAUGAACAAAUAUAAAAUGUUCUACAUAUUUCAUUUUUUAAGAAAGUUAUGGCAGAAAAAUAUAUGUUUAUUACUAUUAGACCAGGAAAUAUAACUAUAAAAUUUUAAUAUAAUUUUUUUUCAAAGGGUCAUUUCACACCUAGAGAGAAUUAAAAUAAAUACUGGUUGAACCAUGAAAAAAAAAACAUUUAAAGACAGGCUUUCAGCUUUUUAGGAAGAGAAUUUACAUGUUGUUUCAUUGGUAGAGAUUCCUUGAACUGUGAGAUUUCUUUUGUUUUAAAAAAAGAUACUUUUUUGUCAAGUGUUCUAUGGUAUAUAGAUAUUGAAGUUCUUCAUAAUUGAAAUUAAAUAUUUAAAGGUAAAAUAUGUAUCUGAAAUAGGUUUAAAAGACAUCCAACGAAAAGUACUGGAAAAAUGUUUCUCAACUAUAUGCUAAAGGAUGUAAAAAUAAAAUAAUAAUCCUCGAGUUGCUUCUA
Molecule: messenger RNA, 3743 nt
Organism: Sorex fumeus (smoky shrew)
Lineage: Eukaryota; Metazoa; Chordata; Mammalia; Eulipotyphla; Soricidae
Gene: DYNC1I1
Product: dynein cytoplasmic 1 intermediate chain 1
Exons: 17
Coding region: 260-2146 (628 amino acids)
Biological process (GO): transport along microtubule
Cellular component (GO): cytoplasmic dynein complex
Molecular function (GO): dynein heavy chain binding; dynein light chain binding
Source: RefSeq, a predicted model, not a curated record